AACAAAUCGUAAACAAGUAAACAAGCGGGUCCGGUUCGAGACGUCGAGCUCAAAGUUCGAACGAUUGUUAAUUUGUUAAUGUUAUUAUAUUGCUGCUGUUAAUUUUGCAUAUGUCAUUCGUUUGAGUUGAAACUUUAUGGGACGACGGACUUCUCUGUAGUUGACGAUAAACUGCGGCCUGACCGAAAAUGGCACUCCGGACGUACGGCGACAAGCCGAUCAGUUUUCAAGUGGAAGAGAAUGGGGAAUAUUACUGUAUUGGAUCCGAGGUCGGCAAUUACUUACGACUGUUCCGCGGUUCACUGUACAAACGGUAUCCGGGAAUGUUUCGCAGAACCAUUACAAAUGAUGAGAGGAAACGUUUAAUCGAUUUAGGUUUAAGUGCUCAUUGUCUGGCUUCGAGUGUGUCACUUUUAAGAGCAUCUGAAGUUGAAGAUAUUAUUGAUGGUAAUGAUGAACGUUACAAAGCCGUGUCUGUAACUUCAACUGAACCAUUAAUUACAAGAGAAUCUAAAGGGAAAAAAUCAGUUCCUUGGGUUCCAUCAUUACCAAACAGUUCACAUUUAGAUGCUGUUCCUCAGGCUACACCCAUUAACCGUAACAGGAUUAUACAAAAAAAAGUCAGGACUUUCCCAUUAUGCUAUGAUGAUACUGAUCCUGCAAACAUUCACGAGAAUGCCAACUUUUCAGAAUUGUUGGUUCCAAUCAGACUCGAUAUGGAAAUUGAAGGACAAAAAUUGAGAGAUACAUUUACUUGGAAUAAAAAUGAAAGUUUAAUAACACCAGAGCAGUUUGCUGAAGUGCUAUGUGAUGAUUUAGAUUUAAAUCCUUUACCAUUUGUACCAGCCAUCGCACAAUCUAUACGUCAGCAAAUUGAAGCAUUUAAUAAUGAUAAUAUUUUAGAUGAACAACAUGACCAAAGAGUUAUUAUUAAGUUAAACAUUCAUGUAGGUAAUACAUCAUUAGUGGAUCAAGUUGAAUGGGACAUGGGUGAAAAAGAUAAUUCGCCUGAACAGUUUGCUAUGAAACUAUGUGCUGAACUAGGUUUGGGCGGAGAAUUUGUAACUGCUAUUGCAUACUCUAUCCGGGGGCAAUUGAGCUGGCAUCAACGUACCUAUGCUUUCAGUGAGGCACCAUUGUCAGUCGUUGAAACUCCUUUUAGACCUCCAUCAGAUGCUGAUCAGUGGAGUCCAUUCCUGGAGACAUUGACUGAUGCAGAAAUGGAAAAGAAGAUUAGAGAUCAAGACAGGAACACUAGGCGAAUGCGACGAUUGGCCAACACUACACCAGGAUGGUAAUAAGAUCAUUAUUAAGUAUUUUAAAUAUAAGUUAACUCGCCUACCGUGAGUCCCAACACAGAUCAAGGUCCCAUCAAAGCUCCAUGUUAACAUCUUCAAAAGCAAUACAACUGCAACAUUUUUGUAUUAAAAAAAAAAUUAUUAUACGUAUUACAUUAUAUAAAAAAAACUAGAAUAAUAAAUAAUUUUUAUAAUUUA
Messenger RNA from Rhopalosiphum maidis (corn leaf aphid), 1496 nucleotides. RefSeq names its product SWI/SNF-related matrix-associated actin-dependent regulator of chromatin subfamily B member 1 (gene Snr1). Lineage: Eukaryota; Metazoa; Arthropoda; Insecta; Hemiptera; Aphididae. The record is from RefSeq and is a predicted model, not a curated record. Gene Ontology annotation, molecular function: transcription coregulator activity. The transcript has 10 exons. Gene Ontology annotation, biological process: regulation of transcription by RNA polymerase II; chromatin remodeling. Bases 189 to 1298 code for a protein of 369 amino acids. Gene Ontology annotation, cellular component: nuclear chromosome; nucleus.